This is a messenger RNA of Sphaeramia orbicularis (orbiculate cardinalfish), 2551 nucleotides long. RefSeq names its product NAD(P)HX dehydratase (gene naxd). Gene Ontology annotation, molecular function: ATP-dependent NAD(P)H-hydrate dehydratase activity. The coding region runs from base 593 to 2512 and encodes 639 amino acids. NCBI's taxonomy places the organism in Eukaryota, Metazoa, Chordata, Actinopteri, Kurtiformes, Apogonidae. The record is from RefSeq and is a predicted model, not a curated record. The transcript has 11 exons. Gene Ontology annotation, biological process: metabolite repair.
CAUGUAUUUUCACCAUGAGGCCGGUUGUAGCUAGGCUGCACGCCAUUACAUGUUCUAUUUUAGUUUAGUGUAGGAGGUCCAGUGAAGUCCAGUAAAUGGGUCCGGCUCUGGGUCUCUAGGACCCGGCAGAAGCCUAGCAUGGGCGGUGGAACAGCAAAGGAAAAGGUGAAUACUGCCUCAGACUGAUUAGAGGUCAGCUUUGCAAUUUCCCCAGUGAAGGUUAAGGUUGUGAAUAGGGCUUGAAAAACCGAUCCCAAGUCAGUGUCUAUGUCACUAAUAAGCUACGCAUUUACCAAACGACGUAAGGGAUAAACAUUGUCGGGCUAGGUUUAGCUAGCAUACAAAGAGUUGAUCUGUACAAGCUCAUGUUAUGAUUUCCAAGUUGGAAACUAAAAAUAUUAGUUCUCCAAAGCGUUUUAAACUACCUAAACAUCUAGUUGCCGUUGUUUGGGCUAGCGACACCCCGCGGCUUUGAUGCAGCUUAGAGCAGACAUCCAGACCAGACGUCCAUCAUAAUCCGCAGUGUCAACAUCUCCAUUUAACUCAUUUACGUGGAGCUUUCUCCACAGCAGAAAGCCUGUCUGGGUCAGCCAUGCAAGUAAACACAACGCGGGGAUUUUUAUGGUCGGAUGUAGAGACGCGGACCUUGUUGAACAUCUGGGGGGAGCAGGACAUCCAGACAGCUCUGGAUGGCAACUUCCGAAAUAGCUUCGUCUACCGCGACGUCUCCCGGAGAUUGGGGGCCAUGGGGUUUGAGAGGACCCCUGAACAAUGCAGGGUGCGGAUCAAAAGCCUCAAGAGACAGUACUUGUUAGCAAAGGAAGGAAAUCUACGGAACAACGGACAGUAUCAUAAAAUCUGUAAGUUUUAUGACACCAUGGAGAGGAUUCUGAGCAACCGGCCCGCUCUGGAUCCACAAGAAUUCAUAGAGAGUGGGGUUGGAGGAGAGGAGGCCGGGGAUGGCCUGGAGGAGGAUGGAGAUGAUGCUCAAGAUGCAUACUCUGAGUGCGCAGGAGAAUGUCCUUUACCUGCGGAGACUGAAGUGAAGUUGGAGUACCCGACUAUUCCCAUCCCUAUUCCAGUUAAAGUGACAGUGGGCAAUAAUAGCACAUCGGUAAGACCACAAAACAGCAGCCACUCAGCCAGUAGUAAUUUGUCAGCCAGAGCACCGAAACGCCAGAGGAAGCGGCGUGCUAACUUUCCCAUGGAGAAACUAAUGGAGCAGUUCCUGGAGCAGAGCGCUCAGGCUGAGGAGAAUUUCUACCGGGUGGAGGAGCAGCGUUUGCAGGCAGAAGACCGUCGCAGAGAAGCUGAACAUGCCAGAGAGCUGCACAUGCUCCAGAUGCUGGGUCAGAUGUUUUCCAGCAUCUCCUCCACAUCCACCUCCAGACCCAACUCUGCAACUACCCCCUCUAAGAACGCUCCUCCUGGCCGUGCGACUGUGUUCGCCACUGCGGGCCCUACAUGCACACGGGGUCAGUCCAGUCACUUCAGACGCCCGUCACCACCGGCAGACUGUUUCACCCAACAGAGUCAACUGUUGAACCCAGAUUCCCAGCCUUUAGUGUUUGAACGCUACUACAGCUUAGGCUCUGCAUCACAUAGAGGUAUGGACGAUGACAUCCUCUCAUUGGUUAAAAGCAUAAUCCCUCCACUAACGUCCAAAAAGCACAAAGGAGAGGACGGACGAAUUGGGAUCAUUGGCGGAUGCCAGGAUUAUACUGGAGCACCGUACUUUGCUGCCAUCUCUGCACUGAAAGUGGGGGCUGAUUUGUCUCAUGUGUUCUGCACCAAAGAUGCUGCAACUGUUAUCAAAUCAUACAGUCCUGAACUCAUAGUCCAUCCUGUUCUGGACAGUCCAAAUGCUGUGGAAGAGAUUGAAAAAUGGCUUCCAAGAUUGCACGGCCUUGUGGUGGGACCUGGACUAGGAAGAGACAACCACUUGCUGAAAACAGCCAAGGAAGUAAUAGAGAGGACUAAAGCAAGAGAUAUUCCCAUUGUCAUUGAUGCAGAUGGAUUAUGGCUAGUUACUCAGCAGCCAUCUGUUAUUGAAGGAUACCAGAAGGGCAUCCUAACGCCUAACUUCAUGGAAUUCACCAGACUGUAUGAGGCACUGCACCAUGAGCCUAUGGACAGCAGUGAUCCCCAACACUGUGUGUCAGAGCUCAGUGGAGCCAUGGGUAACGUCACUGUGGUGCUAAAAGGAGAACAGGAUCUCAUUACAGACGGCACUAAAGUGUUUUCAUGCAGUAUUGAGGGCAGUGGGAGAAGAUGUGGUGGACAGGGUGACCUUCUGUCCGGAUCAAUGGGAGUACUCGCACACUGGGCCCACAGUGCCUCAGCAGCGGGAAUGUUUAGGAGUGUGAAUCCAUCAGUGCUUGCAGCAUAUGGGGCCUGUUCUCUCACCAGACAGUGCAACAGUCAAGCAUUCCAGCGAUAUGGCAGGUCCACCACUACCUCAGACAUGAUCCAGGAGAUUGGUUCAGCCUUCAAAAAGCUCUUUGAAAGUUGAAAUGCUCCGUAAAAAAUAAAGUCUAAAAUUUAAAGUGUU